Molecule: messenger RNA, 1117 nt
Organism: Cercocebus atys (sooty mangabey)
Lineage: Eukaryota; Metazoa; Chordata; Mammalia; Primates; Cercopithecidae
Gene: CSNK2B
Product: casein kinase 2, beta polypeptide
Exons: 7
Coding region: 336-983 (215 amino acids)
Cellular component (GO): protein kinase CK2 complex; cytoplasm
Molecular function (GO): protein kinase regulator activity
Source: RefSeq, a predicted model, not a curated record
UCGUUGCGCCCCGCCCGCAAGCGUCCUCCUCCGGGGCUUCGUGACAGCCAGGUCGUGCGCGGGUCAUCCUGGGAUUGGUAGUUCGCUUUCCCUCACUUAGCCGGUUUCUCUCUCUACCGGGGACUCCGCGUCCCGGCAUCCACCGCGGCACCUGACCCUUGGCGCUUGCGUGUUGCCCUCUUCCCCACCCUCCCCAAUUUCCACUCCCCCCACCCCACUUCGCCUGCCGCGGUCGGGUCCGCGGCCUGCGCUGUAGCGGUCGCCGCCGUUCCUUCGAAGUAGCAACUUCCCUACCCCACCCCGGUCCUGGUCCCCGUCCAGCUGCUGACGUGAAGAUGAGCAGCUCAGAGGAGGUGUCCUGGAUUUCCUGGUUCUGUGGGCUCCGUGGCAAUGAAUUCUUCUGUGAAGUGGAUGAAGACUACAUCCAGGACAAAUUUAAUCUUACUGGACUCAAUGAGCAGGUUCCUCACUAUCGACAAGCUCUAGACAUGAUCUUGGACCUGGAGCCUGAUGAAGAACUGGAAGACAACCCCAACCAGAGUGACCUGAUUGAGCAGGCUGCCGAGAUGCUUUAUGGAUUGAUCCACGCCCGCUACAUCCUUACCAACCGUGGCAUUGCCCAGAUGUUGGAAAAGUACCAGCAGGGAGACUUUGGUUACUGUCCUCGUGUGUACUGUGAGAACCAGCCAAUGCUUCCCAUCGGCCUUUCAGACAUCCCAGGUGAAGCCAUGGUGAAGCUCUACUGCCCCAAGUGCAUGGAUGUGUACACACCCAAGUCAUCAAGACACCAUCACACGGAUGGCGCCUACUUUGGCACUGGUUUCCCUCACAUGCUCUUCAUGGUGCAUCCCGAGUACCGGCCCAAGAGACCCGCCAACCAGUUUGUGCCCAGGCUCUACGGUUUCAAGAUUCAUCCGAUGGCCUACCAGCUGCAGCUCCAAGCCGCCAGCAACUUCAAGAGCCCAGUCAAGACGAUUCGCUGAUUCCCUACCCCACCUGUCCUGCACUUCCUUUCCUUUUUGCCACCCUUUCAGGAACCCUGUAUGGUUUUUAGUUUAAAUUAAAGGAGUCAUUAUUGUGGUGGGAAUAUGAAAUAAAGUGGAAGAAAAGGCCAUGA